Prorocentrum cordatum is the source of this 835-nucleotide messenger RNA. The record is from the annotation of a GenBank genome assembly. Lineage: Eukaryota; Dinophyceae; Prorocentrales; Prorocentraceae.
AUGCCCUUUUGGCUCAAGCCUGUCUCUGCCAGGGCCGUUCGUAAAAUCGUUCGCGGCGGAAGCUUGGCAAUGAAAGUGAAACGGGCACGAAACGAGAGAGUCUUGGCAGAGAGCGAGAGAGAGAGAGAGAGAGAGGACAGAACUCUGUACACCAUCUCAGCCCAGAGGCUGGUGGGAUUCGACGCUGAGCUGGCCCGUAUCCGUAAAAGAUACAGCCAGCCCCGAGCGGCGACUCUCACGCGCGCCGUCCGGGCGCGCGCGGGCCACCAUCGCGCUCUCAGACUGCGCCAGAAGCGGUACACGACGAGGGUGUCGGCGACGCGAGCUCGGCCGUCCUUCGCGGAGGGCACGGGCGCGACCGACGUCUCGCACUGGCCCGACCUCAACACGAGCUUGCUGUGCGUCUCGGCGCUUGAGAAGCCCGCGCUCUCCAUCGGCGAGUGGGCGGCGGAGCGGGACCGGUGUUCAGAUCCCGCCUACCGGAGCCCGCAUUUCAUCAUGCGCGAGGGCUUCUGGGAGAACACGGACCGUCUGAAGGAUGCCGUGUCUGUUCACCUGGGGCGGCAGGUGCGGCGGCUCUCCAGGCUUCCUGGUGGCCGCCUGCACGCUUUCCGGCUUGUGCUCCUGACCCGGUUCUUGUCGUCCCCGCGGGAUGCGAUGGGACCGAUGGCCCAAGCCUGCGCGGGCGCCAUUGGCAACCUGCGUUCCUUCGUCCUGGACGCCCCCACUGGAUGCAAACGGCAUACAUACCACAUGGUGUUCAGCAGGGUGGAGGUCGCGGCUGUCUUGGACCCGAUCGCGCGGGCGCUCGCCCGACGAAGCUCCGCGAAGGACU